Paramisgurnus dabryanus is the source of this 3518-nucleotide messenger RNA. RefSeq names its product fuzzy planar cell polarity protein (gene fuz). The record is from RefSeq and is a predicted model, not a curated record. Lineage: Eukaryota; Metazoa; Chordata; Actinopteri; Cypriniformes; Cobitidae. Gene Ontology annotation, biological process: vesicle-mediated transport; non-motile cilium assembly.
GAAAGGGUUAAACAGUUAUGGCUUGUAGUUAUCGUUUAAUAGUAAUUAUACAUUAUUUGAUACAUAUUUAAAUUAAUAGCAAUUUUUUUUUUUUUAAGUAAAACAGAAGAGUGGGCAUUGCAAUGAAUAUUAUGAUUAAAUGGGUUAAUGUUUCAGGCCCUCAUGGAUCGACGUCUACACUGGCCUUGAAUUAAGGAACUUUGUACUACCAUUCGCAAACUGUGAGAAAGUCUGUGAUUUUGAGGAAAAUUAUCAACACUGCCCUUAAAGAGAAUAUUAGUUUAUUAAAGAGAAAUGUUUACUGAAAUGCACAGAAUAACCACCAAUGUAUUUUAAUGUUCAAAAUGUUAAUGUGUCAAAACGUGGUCAGACUUGCAGACAACAACUGGUCUUAUGUAUCCAUCAAAGUCCAUAUAAAGUCAUACAUUGGUAGUUUUGGAUAGUUUCUAUAUUUCUGGAUUUAAUAACAUAUAAGAUUAGAAUUGUAUUGCGGUUCCAGUCGGUGAGUAAUUCCUAACAGUGUAAAUAACAUACUUUACAUGGUACUCGCACAUAUAUAUUGCCUCCGACAGGUGGCGAUAAACCGAAAUUAAUUUCGUGUUGCCUGGCCGUCGAAGAAAACCGGGGCUGAACCUAUGAGCGGAACACGCAGCAUAAGCUGAUUCGGUGAGCCUCGUGGAUCUAAAGAGUCACUUGUGUUCGUGCAUUAAGGUAUAAACAAGUAUAAAAAGAUGUGUAAAUAUGAGUAUACCAUACAAUAGAAGGAGAAGGUUGUAUGUAUACGUUCAAAUAAGCCAUGACUGAACAACGGCACAGUAGGUGGCGAUGUGCACAUUUCAUGCAAAGCUUCGAGAAACAAAAGAAGAAAACCGGAUAUGACGUCAUUUGAGAUGUUGCUGUGGAGACGUAAAGUUAACAACUUCUAAACGAAAGGCAAGACGAUAAAACAUUAUCAUAGUUUCCUACACUUAUUUUCUUCUUAAUGACAACACGUUUCACAUUUGAAUCUAAAGGUUAUUUGAUGUUUAGUUAAAUGUAAGAGACCCAAAGUGUUACCAUUUGAUUUCAUGGAUUCAUAAACAUUUAAAUCUGUGUUAGCAGCAGGUUAAUGUUUUCAAUGUUUGCAUAGAUUGCUCAUUGAAAUGAUAUACAGUGGCAAUAGAAGUUUAAAAAGUCACCUGCUCUUUUCCGGUGCUUAUGUUAUAUACUUAAGUUUAACUGUGUCUUAUUGUUUGUUUAAAGGGUUAAAAAUGUCUCCAUCAUUGGCUGCUCUUUAGAGCCUUUUCUCCAGGCAUCCCUCAUCAUGCUCCAAGCCGAUUCCCUUCAGCUGCUCUGCCUUACAUCGUCCAGUGGUGUCCCACUGUUCUCACGAGGCUCUUCAAAGCAGCUCCCAUUUUCCAUCAUUGGCUCUUUAAAUGGUGUCCAUAUGUUUGGUGCUGGACACGGAGCUCAGCUUUUGAGCUGCGAGACCGAGCGUGGCAGUCGCGUGGUCUGGCGUGUCUUUCAGGAGAGCCUGAUGCUGAUUGCUGUGAGUGGUGGUGGUGGCGGCUGCGCCAUCAGUGAGCUGCAGUUGCGCCGCCUGCUAGACAAUGUGUGGAACUGCAUGGUCAUGGUCCUGGGACAGGAUGAGCUGGCAAACGUACGCAAUGUGGAGCGGUUAAAACGGGAAGUGCGCUCCUGUUACCGCUUAAUUGAUAUGCUGUUGGAGCGUGUUAGCGAUGACCAGGGCUUGAUGGGACAUUUAACACAAUGCACCGACUGCCUGCCCCUCUCCAACUCUAGCAUGGUGCAAGAGACCCUAGACUCUUUUACUCAGGCAGCGGAUAGUGAAUUUGGUUGCCUGCUUGUGCAUGGCCGCGUUGCCCAGGCCACGGAGAAAUGGUGGUCUCGCUUGGCCCCACAAGAAGUUGUUGUCCUUUUAACUCUGGUACAUUCACUCUCUAGCUCUUCUUCGUGUGAUUAUCCGGUCUUCCUGCCCCAAGGCAGUCCCACCGUUGCCAUUCGUUUACUCUGUUUUCAACUACUUCCUGGGGUUCAUGUAUGUGUUCUUUGUGGCCCCAAACCCUCUUUGUACAAGGCGGAGAAUGAGCUUGUAAGUCGUUUUUGGUCUCCUCUGUUGGAGACUCUUCGCAGCUGUCUGGAGCAAGCUGACCGCUCCAUCCUCCCUCCAUCCCUUAACCUUCGCUGGGACGUUCAAGCUCUUCUGCUCAUCAACCGUGAAUCCCGACGUGCGAUCACAGUAUGCCCACCUGUUCGUGGGGGCGCACCAGCAAACGCUACACCACUUCUCUCGUCACACCGCCGCUUGGAGCUCCUUCGCCUCUUCUAUACAUUUGCUGUCACUCGAUAUUUUACCUCAGAGGAUGUACCAGUCUCGCCAGCCUCAUCUUCUUCUGAGCCCGUCUUUGAGGAUUUCUCUCAGGGGUUUACUCAUGUCCCUUUGCAGUGCUACCUCGUCACUGAUGACUGCAAGUGUUAUGGCCUGCAGAGUCCUCAGCAUCAGCUCUACCUCCUCACGGAUCUCUCCGUACCCACGUUUGCCUUGCGCUCCGUGGCAACACAGACUCUCACAGCUAUUACUGCUGCAACAGGUUUUUAGUACACUGGCUAUAGCCUUAUAUUUGUUGACUCUACUGUUGAAAAUGUAACAAUAAAUGUGUUAAUCUGGCUGUGAUUAUAGUUUUUUUUUAUACUGUAAAGCCAAAUUUGGAGGUGACUCACUCAAGGUAUAUUUGCACUUAAGUUUUUAUUAUGGUUCCACUGUAUGUUAUUUUUGUAGUUUACUUGUAGAAUUCACACUGUCAUAUGAGAUUUAUUACAUGCAACCUUACUGAUGCAUUGAAUAUUAUUGAAUGUAAAAGUGUGUUUACAUUUUCUUUAAAAAAAAAAAAAAGUUUAUAUUCUCUACAGUUCAUGACACUGGUGAAUGUGUUGAAUUUGGUUUGUCCAUAAAUUGUUGUUUGGGAAUCAUCAUUUGGGCAGUUGUCUUACAGUACUAAAAAAAUAUAUUUUACUAAUGUAAAAGUAAGCUAUUGUCUUUGAUUCUGUAAUUUGUGUAAAUGAGCAGUUUAUUUUGUGUAAACGACGCCCCCUGCUGGCCACCUAUGUUAUCUUUCAAGAACAGAGUUCAGCAGUUGAACUGUUCAUUCUUAUAACACAAGUGGCUAGACAGAUAAUGAGGCUAGACAAUAAGCAAAUACUUAACCACACACUAAAACAUAUUAAAUAAAACAGAACCCUGUGUGUUAGUUACAUGAGGAUAUUUACGUUAAAUGUUAUUUAUUAAAAUAUCACAAUGUAUUUUAAGAUAUAAUUGGUACCUUCAAACUCUAUAAUUUGAUGCCAUAAAUAAUUGAGUAUAUUUUAUUCAUUAUGUAACUUUCCAAAUAAAGCCAUAAAGACAACAGUCAACAAAUUACACAGGAAAUCCUUUAUUUUUAUACAAUUACUUCAUGAAAGCCAUUGUCUUUGUGUAUGUAUACACUUUGAUCCAGUGAGAAAAAAUAUCAAAUUCCAGU